This is a messenger RNA of Nannochloropsis gaditana CCMP526, 621 nucleotides long. Its product is annotated as myst esa1-associated factor 6-like protein. The coding region runs from base 1 to 621 and encodes 206 amino acids. Gene Ontology annotation, cellular component: histone acetyltransferase complex. The transcript has a single exon. The record is from RefSeq and is a predicted model, not a curated record.
AUGUCCUCUGGUGUUUCACUGCCCGACAAGGUGCCAACUCCGGCAGUGCAUGCUGGCCAUAGCACCUCGUUCCCGCUUCCCACCCUCCCUGCCUCCGCAUCGCCUGCUUCGACCAGCGCCCUGCCCCCGCUCCCGCCGGGCCUAAGCAACAAAGGACUCAGUCCUGAAAUGGAGGAAAUCCUGCGCGAGCAAGCCCGGGUCGAACAGUUGCUGGGGCAGGUGGAGGCCGAAAUUGCCAAACGUGAAGAUGACUACUUCGAACGGACUGCGCACGGCAACAUUGUGCGGGGGUGGGAGGGUGUUUUGGAUAACAAGCCCCCACCCAAGCGUAGGUACGAAGGAAGAGAGCGUGUUUUCACGUGGUCAAGCUACACGUACUGGUCCCGGCACGGGGCAGGGGCGCAAUUGCAAAAGCAAACCAGCGACGCCUCUUUGGACGGAUCGAAGGGCUUUGCGGACGGGGAAGAAGGCGUGAAGCGGAACCGUGUGUCUGUGGUGAUGCCAAGCCCACGGGACCCGAAAGUGAUGGCGGCAAGGAGGCGAAAGAAACGGCAGCAACAGCGUCGAAAUCAUGCCGGCAUGGGGGAAAGCAGCGAGGACGACGAAGAGAUGUUCAUGUAA